Mollisia scopiformis is the source of this 1512-nucleotide messenger RNA. Its product is annotated as FAD/NAD(P)-binding domain-containing protein. The record is from RefSeq and is a predicted model, not a curated record. Bases 213 to 1460 code for a protein of 415 amino acids. Gene Ontology annotation, molecular function: FAD binding. NCBI's taxonomy places the organism in Eukaryota, Fungi, Ascomycota, Leotiomycetes, Helotiales, Mollisiaceae. The transcript has 5 exons.
CAAAGGUUGGGUUUGUCGGGUUCACAGAACCUCGAGGGUACCACGAGUCAGCAGCAGCAGUCAGGGAUUGCACAGAUCACCAUCUGAUUGCAGGGAAUAUUUCGAACUGGUAGAUGAGGCAAUGUUUACGAACCGCUCCCCUCACUUCGACCCUCGAUAUCAUUUGCUCUCUGCCUCAGUCUUGCACUGAGCUGGUCACACCUCGCCGCAAAAUGUCCCACAAUGUUGGUUCCAGUCUUGGUUCCGAGAGCCUCGUAACCAAUGCCCCAGUCCUGAUCAUUGGCGCAGGUUGCACAGGCCUGAGCAUUGCACAGGGUCUCAAAAAGACGGGAAUCAACUAUGUUCUUUUCGAAAGAGAGCCAGGCAACCUUCAGCGGGCGCGAGAUUGGAAUAUGGGGGCACACUGGGGAAUCCCCAUUCUCAAGACCUUGAUACCGCCAGAGGCAUUCGCAAAGCUCGAUGCCGCGCAAGUUGACCCCAAUAGACCAUGUCCACCAGCAGACACAAUCAAAUUCCUGAAUGGACAAACAGGAGAGCAAAUCGGAGCAGCAACGACGCCACAUCUUUACCGCCUCAUCCGAAGUAAACUGCGAGCAUUGAUCGCAGACGGGAUUGAAAUUCAAUACAGCAAGACUCUCUCGAACAUUACCUACUCAGACGAUGGGGCGACAGUAACAGCACACUUUGCGGAUGGAUCUAGCACCACUGGGUGCAUGAUAAUCGGUGCCGACGGAGCUCGAUCACUGGUACGGAAUCUCUUGCUGGCACCAGAAAAAGCUGCCCUCACCACACUUGAAUUUGCUGCCUCCAUUGUCCAAGCGAAAUAUACAAUCGAACAAGUCAAAUUUCUCCGGUCCUGGCAUCCGCUCUUCGUAGCGGCACCGCAUCCAGCCGGUUAUAUGGCUUGGGUGGGUUUACAUUCUGCUCCAAAGGUCGAAGAUCCUGAGAAUUGGAUCAUGAAUCAUUAUAUCUCGUGGCCGUACUCUCACGCUGAGCAAGAAAGAGAUAAGGAGUUUUCGAAUGAGAUGAGAUUGAAACAGGUGCAAGGCUUUGCGGAGUUGUUUUCUGAUCCAUUUCGAAGCGCGUUCGCGUGGUUAAAGGAUGAUCAGCCAGUUUGGUAUGCGCCUUUGACGCAGUGGGAUCCGAGCUUGCCUGAGCAUCGGUGGGAAAAUCAUGGAGGGAGAGUGACAUUGGCCGGUGAUGCUGCUCAUCCGAUGACCUUCCAACGAGGCCAAGGGCUGAACUCGGCAAUCAAAGACGCUGCUGAGAUCGUAUCGCAAAUCUCUGACUUUGUAAAAUCCAAUAAAAGCAGAGCAGAAGCAAUAGAUGCAUACGAGAAAGAGAUGAUAGACAGGACAGGGACAGAGGUGAAGUUGUCUUGUGAGAACACCAGAAUGGUGCAUGUUUGGGACGAAGUAUUGGAUAGUCCACUUGUAUCGAAAGGAUUCUCCAAACAAUAGAAGUAGAUACCCCUCAAAGUUGAUAUUCGAAUAAACAUGCACUUCAAUCAGG